GUAUAUUAAAGAACAGCGCUGAAGGCCCAAGAAGAAGAAGACCAAUGUAAACAUGGAGCUGGAGAAGAACAUGGUUGUGUCCGAGUUCCUGAGCAAAGGAAGCGUUUUAAAACAAGGAGCGGAGGCCCGUGUUUACCGAGACGUGUUCCUGGGGAGGUCAACCAUUAUUAAAGAAAGGUUCCCGAAGAAGUACCGCCACCCUCUGUUGGACGAGAAGCUCACCCACCGCAGGACCGUGCAGGAGGUGCGGUCCAUACAGCGAUGCAGAAGAGCUGGCAUCCCCACCCCUGUGGUGUACUUUGUGGACUACACCUCCCACUGCAUCUUCCUGGAGGACAUUGUGGAUUCGGUGACAGUGCGUGACCACAUCGCGGCGACUCGGCAGCGGUCCCAUCCCAGUCCCACCCUGGUGCCCCUGGAGCCGCUGGCCGCCAGAGUGGGCCGGGUCCUGGCCCGGAUGCACGACGAGGACGUGGUGCACGGGGACCUCACCACCUCCAACAUGCUGCUGAGGAGGAGCGGCGACGGGGAGGCAGAGCUCAGCCUGGUGCUCAUAGACUUUGGCCUGAGUUACAUCUCCGCACUGCCCGAGGACAAGGGCGUGGACCUGUACGUCCUGGAGAAGGCCUUCCUCAGCACCCACCCCAACACGGAGCCGCUGUUCCAGAAGCUGCUGGAGAGCUACGCCGCCUCUUCCAAAAAGUCCUCGGCCGUCAUCAAGAAACUGGAUGAGGUGCGGCUGAGAGGGAGGAAGAGGUCCAUGGUGGGCUGAGGGAGAGGAAGAGGUCCAUGGUGGGCUGAGAGGGAGGAAGAGGUCCAUGGUGGGCUGAGGGAGAGGAAGAGGUCCAUGGUGGGCUGAGAGGGAGGAAGAGGUCCAUGGUGGGCUGAGAGGGAGGAAGAGGUCCAUGGUGGGCUGAGGGAGAGGGCCGCGGUGGGCUGAGGUCUUCCCCGGAGGCUGUAAAUGGAUAGAGAAGAUCCUCAAAACCCAACAAGCACAUAUGAAUACAAACACAGAGAGAGACAUCAGACCAAUCCUUCAGCCUUUCUACAGGAUCAAUUGGUGUUUACUGUUUAUAUUGGGGAAACAAUUCAUGAGCUGCAGCUGUUACCAUUCAAUAAAGCAUUCAUAAAUCUCUAAUAGA
This is a messenger RNA of Gadus morhua (Atlantic cod), 1142 nucleotides long. It is a transcript of the gene tp53rk, whose product is annotated as TP53 regulating kinase. Gene Ontology annotation, biological process: protein phosphorylation. The record is from RefSeq and is a predicted model, not a curated record. Lineage: Eukaryota; Metazoa; Chordata; Actinopteri; Gadiformes; Gadidae. Gene Ontology annotation, cellular component: cytosol; EKC/KEOPS complex; nucleus. The coding region runs from base 53 to 772 and encodes 239 amino acids. Gene Ontology annotation, molecular function: ATP binding; protein serine/threonine kinase activity. The transcript has 2 exons.